CCGAGAGUACCACAACGUUUUCCCAUCGUCGUUCUCGUACACCGGCAUCCCACCGAUGCGUGACGUCGAGCACUCCAUCCAGCUUGUGUCUGACUAUCGUGUUCACCACUUGGCACCCUAUAGACUCUCGAUCCCCGAGGCCACCGAACUCAAACGUCAGCUUGAGGAGCUCAUGAGAUUGGGUUUCAUUAAACCCAGCAACUCCCCGUGGGGUGCACCCGUCCUCUUUGCUUGCAAAGCGGAUGGAACUCUUCGUCUCUGCAUCGACUACCGCGGUCUCAACCGCUACACGGUUAAGAACAGCUACCCCAUGCCUCGUUCCGAUGAGCUGUUCGACCGGCUAGCAGGCAACCGCUUCUUUACGAAGAUUGAUCUUCGUAGCGGUUACCAUCAGAUCCGCGUCGCUGCAGCCGACCAGCCGAAGACCGCAUUCCGAUCACGCUUUAACCACUACGAGUUUACGGUGAUGCCAUUCGGCCUCACCAAUGCACCCGCUACCUUCCAAAGGGCGAUGAACGACAUCUUUAGGGACAUCCUGGAACAGUACGUUCUCGUUUACCUCGACGAUAUCCUGGUCUACAGUCGUACCCUUGAGGAGCACCUCAGACACCUCURCGACGUCCUUGACUGCUUGCGCAGACAUGGCUUCUWCGCCAAGCUGAGYAAGUGCCKCUUUGCCCAGCACAAAGUGKAUUUCUUAGGACACUACAUGUCUGACCAGGGUCUCCACAUGGASGACGCGAAGAUCACCGCUAUUGCGGAGUGGCCCRCCCCCACAUCCGCCAGGCAGCUUCGCAGCUUCCUAGGCCUGACGAGCUACUAUAGUAACUUCAUCCGGGGAUACGCUAGGUAUUCCUACGUCCUUACGUCCACCCUCCUCCGGAAGAACCCACCCUGGGCUUGGACACCCCUCCACGAGGACGCCUUCCGCGCCCUCAAGAAGGCGGUGAUAUGCGCACCGGUUCUUCACCUACCCGAUUUUGACCGCCCUUUUAUCCUUACCACCGAUGCGUCAGACCUUGCUGUAGGAGCAGUGCUUUCCCAGGUCUUCUUCUCCUCUCCUGAUUCCUCUCAUCCUCGUAUCCCUCGCUUCCCACCACCUACCCCUACCACAGCUUUCCGACUGACGCCUAGUACUCGUCCAGCAACUGACGAGCCUUCUAUUGACUAUUCUCAUACCAUCGUCGAGGGCGGCACUGUCGAGUCUCGCUCAGGUGAUUCUUUGAUAGCCUUCUACUCCCGUCAGCUUCUACCUGCUGAGAUAAACUACAUUGCUGAUGAACGUGAGGUUCUCGCAGUAGUUUAUGUCACUCGGCACUGGCGUCACUACCUGCACGGGGCACCAUUCACGGUGCGCACGGACAACUCUGUUGUCCAGACUUUUCUGACAAAAUCGAAGCUCACUCCUCGACAAGCUCGCUGGUGGUGCGACCUAUCCGCGUUUAGUUUCACCACUGAGCACAUCAAGGGUGAGACUAAUCGGGUCGCAGAUGCAUUAUUCCGGCGCCCUGACCACGACCAGGAGCAGAUCCAUCUCUCCUCCAUCUCAGUCACCACUGUCCACCACCUGGUGAUCGAUGAGUUUCGCAUACAGUACUGCCACUGCCCCGACUAUCGCGACAUCCACGCGACCCUUCGGAGUGGCAAGACCGUCCCAAACUACUCUCUCAGGGACAACGGUCUUGUGUACUGGCACGGCUCACAGAGCACUAGAGAGCCCCGUACUUGCGUUCCCUCCACCGGACAGCUACGUGUCCGAGCAGUAGCAGAGUUCCAUGACCAGGCAGCCGCCGGUCAUAUGGGCUUCCACAAGACGUUGGCUCGGGUGAGCCACCUGUACGUUUGGCUGAAGCGUAAGGACUUUGUGAAGGACUACGUCGCAGAGUGUCCCACCUGUCAUAAGGUGAAGAGUGCGAACUACCUGCCUUAUGGUUUGCUCCAGCCUCUUCCUAUCCCUGAGGGUCGUUGGCAGUCCAUCUCGAUGGACUUUCUCGGUCCUCUUCGUCCUCCGGCCCGCCGCGAUCAUGAUGCUAUCCUGGUCGUCGUCGACCGCUUCACGAAGCGUGCACGCUUUGUUCCGUGCAGCUAUGCCAUCAGUGCAUGUGAGGUCGCCGAUAUCGUGUUUGAUCGAGUCGUGCAUGACCAUGGCUUACCUCUAAGCAUCAUAUCUAACCGUGACCCGCGCUUUACCAGCCGAUUCUGACGACGGCUCCACGUGGUAUAUGGCACUCAACUCCGCUUCUCCUCGUAUUACUAUCCACAGACUGAUGGUCAGACCGAGAUCACGAACAGGACUCUC
Molecule: messenger RNA, 2299 nt
Organism: Chara braunii
Lineage: Eukaryota; Viridiplantae; Streptophyta; Charophyceae; Charales; Characeae
Source: the annotation of a GenBank genome assembly